CUCGGUGCGGGGCGAGGAGCGGCGGGAGCCCGACCGCGGGAUGCUGGCGGGGCCACCUGCCCGCCCGGCGAUGGGGCGGCGCGGGGGGGUCGGGAGACGGCGGCGGGGAAGGGCCCGGGGCGGCUGAGGCGGAGCGGAGUGGGACAGGACGGAGACGCGGCCGCCGGCGCUGAGCGGGAGACUGGGGGCAGGGCUGUCCCGGAGGAUUGCCGUGGGGCGAGAGAAUGAAGAAGCCGGCUGGGCAGCAGCAGGAUGGGGCGGCAGGACCUCCCGCGUGCUGACGGGCCCCCGCCGAUGCUCCCGUGGCCUCUGGCCCUCCUGGCCCUGAGCGUGUGCUGCCGCUGGGGAGUGGCCAGUGGGGCGGGCGGCACAGUGUCCCAGCAGCAUGCUGCCCCUGCGACCCCUUCCUCCUCCUCCUCAUCCUCUUCCUCGGGCCGGGCACCCCUCGACUGGCUCCUCACCGACCGGGGACCCUUCCACCGAGCCCAGGAGUAUGUGGACUUCAUGGAGCGCUACCGCCAGGGUUUCACCACCAGGUACAGGAUCUACAGAGAGUUUGCUCGCUGGAAAGUGAAUAACUUGGCAUUGGAGAGGAAAGACUUCUUCAGCCUGCCGCUUCCCCUGGCCCCUGAAUUCAUCCGCAACAUCCGUCUGCUGGGACGCCGGCCCAGCCCCCAGCAGAUCACCGACAGCCUCAUCAAAAAGUAUGGGACCCACUUCUUGCUCGCUGCCACGCUGGGAGGAGAGGAGUCCUUGACCAUUUUUGUGGACAAGCGCAAGCUGAGCCGGAGGGCAGAGCCCCUUGGGGCCGCUGGGAACAGCUCGGGGGUCUCACUGGAGACCCUGCACCAGCUGGCAGCCUCCUACUUCAUCGACCGGGAAAGCACUCUGCGCCGGCUCCACCACAUCCAGAUCGCCACAGCUGCCAUCAAGGUGACCGAAACGCGGACGGGGCCACUCGGCUGCAGCAACUAUGACAACCUGGAUUCAGUGAGCUCGGUUCUGGUGCAGAGCCCUGAGAACAAAGUGCAGCUCCAAGGGCUGCAGACGGUGCUCCCCUCCUACCUGCGGGAGCGGUUUGUGGUGGCCGCCCUCAGCUACAUCGCCUGCAGCUCGGCCGGGGAGCUUGUGUGCCGCCGGAGCGACUGCCGCUGCCAGUGCCAGCCCACCUUCCCCCGCUGCAACUGCCCCGAGGCUGAUGUCCAGGCACUGGAGAGCAGCCUGGCCCAGCUCCGGCGAGCCUGGGAGAGCCACCACGGCCAGUUUGAGGAGUCAGAGGAGUUUCAGGCCCUGGUGAAGAGGCUCCCUGGGGACCGUUUCCUGAACAGGACGGCCAUCUCCCACUUCUGGGCCAUGGACCUGGACAUCCAGCAUCGCUACCAGCAGCUGGGCACCAGCCUGAAGCUGCUCUCCAGGAAAACCCACCGACUCAUCCGGCGGCUCUUCAACCUCAGCAAACGCUGCCACCGGCAACCUCGCUUCACAAUGCCAAAAGAGAGGUCCCUCCCUUACUGGUGGAGUCGUGCGCAAUCACUCCUGUACUGCAGCGAGACCACCGUGCCUGGGACCUUCCUGGAAGAAAGUCACAGCUGCACAUGUCCCUCCGACCAGCCCUCCUGCCAGGGGUCCAUACCGUGUGCCUUGGGCGAGGGGCCAGCCUGCGCCAGCUGUGCUGAGGACAACAGCACCCGCUGUGGGACCUGCAACCACGGCUACGUGCUCAGCCAGGGUUUCUGCCGCCCCGAGGUGGCUGACUCGCUGGAGCACUACCUGGGGUUGGAGACGGACCUGCAGGACUUGGAGCUGAAGUACCUCCUGCAGAAACGGGACAGCCGUAUCGAGGUGCACUCCAUCUUCAUCAGCAAUGACAUGCGCCUGGGGAGCUGGUUCGACCCUUCCUGGAGGAAACGCAUGCUCUUGACCCUGAAGAGCAACAAAUACAAGCCUGGGCUGGUUCAUGUGAUGUUGGCCCUCUCCUUGCAGAUCUGCCUCACCAAGAACAGCACACUGGAGCCUGUCAUGGCCAUCUACGUUAACCCGUUUGGGGGAAGCCACUCGGAGAGCUGGUUCAUGCCCGUCAACGAGGGCAGCUUCCCAGACUGGGAAAGGACUAACGUAGAUGCUUCUGCCCAGUGCCAAAACUGGACACUUACCUUGGGCAACAAGUGGAAGACCUUCUUUGAAACGGUCCACGUCUACUUGCGGAGCCGCAUCAAGUCUCUGGAUGACAGUUCCAAUGAGACAAUCUACUAUGAACCCCUGGAGAUGGCAGAUCCCUCCAAGAACCUGGGAUACAUGAAAAUCAACAGCUUGCAAGUCUUCGGCUACAGCCUGCCCUUUGAACCAGAUGCUAUUCGUGACCUGAUCCUUCAACUGGACUACCCCUAUACCCAGGGUUCCCAGGACUCAGCCAUGCUCCAGCUGCUGGAGAUCAGGGACCGGGUGAACAGGUUGUCACCCCCUGGCAAAACCCACCUUGACCUCUUCACUUGCUUGCUCCGCCACAGGCUUAAGUUGGCCAACAAUGAGGUGGCGAGGAUCCAGUCCUCCUUGAGGGCCUUCAACGCCAAGCUGCCCAAUGCAGUAGAGCAGGAGACCAGCAAACUCUGCAGCUAACAGCUAGGGCUGCUCAGAUCUUGGAGCGAGGGGGCCAAGAGAAAGGACUCCUCAGAGGGGGGGAAAAAUAUAACCACCCUAAAAAAUUAAAUCAAGGCCUUACCUUAGUGCCAACUGCGUGCUUCCAUGGUACACCCAGCGACCAGCCAAAGAGACGCAGGGCUUGAGCAGGUGGAGGACGCCAGUGGGACUAUGGAGGAGGGAUGGCUCAUGCAGCACAGACUUGGCUCCAAGUGCGGGGACGAUGCCAGCGCAGCCACCCUGUGGCACAGCUUUUGCUCAAGAGUUGGUGUCUGGGGGUAUGUGCCAAUGGCCAGGGGGGAUGCGGCUCAGUCAGAGGCAGCUGCUGGCCCUGCUGGAGCAGAUGCUUAACUCACCAUGAGGAUCUUCCAGUGGUGGUCUCCUAGGUGCCCCAAUUUUUGUAGUCUUUUUAAGAGAGGUUUCUACCAGCACCUUUGAUUCCGCAUCCCCCCUGACCCUUCCUGUGGCCAUGCCCUCACACACAGCAUGGGGGGACCACGCUGCAGGCUUCUGAGAUGCAGUAGAUCUCUCUUGGCAACUCUUCACGAGCAUCUCGUGCCUGUCACAAGGCAUCAUCACCCUUGCAUGGGGAGGACCUGGCAUCUGACCUGUGGACGCUGCUGUCACCCACACCGGCGGAGACCUCUGGGCCGCAAUUCCUUACAAAAAAACCCCCCAAAACCUAAAACAAAAGGAAGGAACAAAAAGGAAAAAAAUAAUGUUUUAUUUAUGUAUUUAUUUAUUUCUUUUGUUUGGGAGUGGUUUUUUAAAGCCCAUUUAUUUGGGGAUGGUCA
Molecule: messenger RNA, 3431 nt
Organism: Chroicocephalus ridibundus (black-headed gull)
Lineage: Eukaryota; Metazoa; Chordata; Aves; Charadriiformes; Laridae
Gene: BRINP2
Product: BMP/retinoic acid inducible neural specific 2
Exons: 8
Coding region: 253-2616 (787 amino acids)
Biological process (GO): cellular response to retinoic acid; nervous system development; negative regulation of mitotic cell cycle
Cellular component (GO): dendrite; cytoplasm; neuronal cell body
Source: RefSeq, a predicted model, not a curated record